Molecule: messenger RNA, 812 nt
Organism: Oryza brachyantha (malo sina)
Lineage: Eukaryota; Viridiplantae; Streptophyta; Magnoliopsida; Poales; Poaceae
Product: MLP-like protein 423
Exons: 2
Coding region: 122-583 (153 amino acids)
Biological process (GO): defense response
Source: RefSeq, a predicted model, not a curated record
CCGGCCAUGGCUAGUUCUGCCUAGCUCUGCUAUAUAACACGGCUCUCGCGCCAUGGCCAGCCAGACCACAAGAAGCAAUUAGCCUUAACAUUCAUUCAGUGAGCUCGAUCAGAACCCGGUCAUGGCGUCCAAGGUUGAGCUGGUGGUGGAGGUGAAGUCGCCGGCGGACAAGCUGUGGACGGCGCUGCGCGGCUCGACGGAGCUGUUCCCCAAGAUCUUCCCCGAGCAGUACAAGAGCAUCGAGACCGUGGAGGGCGACGGCAAGUCCGCCGGCACCGUCCGCCUCCUCAAGUACGCCGAAGGGGUGCCGAUGGUGACGUUCGCGAAGGAGAAGGUGGAGGUGGCGGACGACGAGAAGAAGGUGGUGUCGUACAGCGUGGUGGACGGCGAGCUGGUGAGCUUCUACAAGAACUUCAGGGUGACGCUGCAGGUGACCCCCAAGGGCGGCGACGGCUCCGGCGCGGUGGUGAGCUGGGCGAUGGACUUCGACAAGACCAGCGAGCAGGUGCCCGACCCGGACGUCAUCAAGGAGACCGCGGCCAAGACGUUCCACGACCUCGACGACUACCUACUCAAGAACUAGCCAGCCAGCCACCAGCCAGCCGCCAUGCAUGGAUGGAUUGCGCUCGAUCGGUAGCACGAGGUGAUCGAUCGAUCGGUGCAAGUCUCGCAUGCAGGGCUAUGUGUCAAGAGUCCACUAGCGUCUUCGCCGUCAGUCGUCGUAGUGUUGUGGUGCUGCAUCGAUAGCUCUGAUCAGAAUGGUGCGCAUUGGUGCAUGAGUGAAUAAGAAAUGUGUCCGGUUUUACUGUCUA